Molecule: messenger RNA, 2045 nt
Organism: Scleropages formosus (Asian bonytongue)
Lineage: Eukaryota; Metazoa; Chordata; Actinopteri; Osteoglossiformes; Osteoglossidae
Gene: slc7a11
Product: solute carrier family 7 member 11
Exons: 12
Coding region: 215-1711 (498 amino acids)
Biological process (GO): amino acid transmembrane transport
Cellular component (GO): membrane
Molecular function (GO): L-amino acid transmembrane transporter activity
Source: RefSeq, a predicted model, not a curated record
AGAGAGAGAGAGAGAGAGAGAGAGAGAGAAAGAGAGAGAAAAAGGGAGGGGGCCAGCAUUCAACUUACAAUCAUCUAAACUUAGUCUCGGUGAGAACUACUUCAUACAGUAGUAGCACUCUGGGUCAUGCUACUCAGUGACACAGUUUCAAGGUAAAGGAAGAACUUCUACCAGAAGUUAGGUCUGCUUGCCAGAACAGCAUACGCACCACACCAUGCCCAGAAAGUCAGUCACAAGUAAUAACAUUCAUGAUCCAUCCACCAAGGAUGAGUCUGGACUGUUGGUCUCGUGUGAGACCCCCAGCCAGGCUCCGGGGGACAAGGUGGAAUUGAAGAAGAAGGUGACCCUGCUGCGUGGGAUCUCGAUCAUCAUCGGGAUCAUCAUCGGAGCCGGGAUUUUCAUCUCGCCUAAGGGGAUCCUGAAGAACUCUGGGAGUGUGGGAAUGUCUCUGGUCAUCUGGGCCGCCUGUGGAGUCUUAUCACUCUUUGGGGCCCUGUCUUAUGCAGAACUUGGCACGUGCAUCAAGAAAUCUGGAGGUCACUAUACCUAUAUCCUUGAAGCUUUUGGUCCAAAAAUGGCAUUUAUUAGACUCUGGGUGGAUUUGAUCGCAAUAAGGCCUGCAGGGAUGGCAGUUAUAUCUUUGGCGUUCGGACGCUACAUCCUGGAGCCAAUUUUUAUGCCGUGCAACGUACCCGAAUUUGCCGUGAAACUUGCCACAUCCAUUGGAUUAACGGCAGUGAUGUACCUCAACAGCAUGAGCGUAACUUGGACGGCACGGAUACAAGUCUUACUGACCUUCACCAAACUCAUCCCCAUCGCCAUCAUCAUCAUUCCCGGGAUGAUUCAGCUCUUCAGAGGUGAAACCCAAAACUUUGAAAAUGCGUUUGAAGUCGAUGGCAUUCAAUUUUCGGGACUUCCAUUGGCCUUUUACUCGGGCAUGUAUGCUUAUUCCGGAUGGUUUUACCUGAAUUUUGUAACAGAGGAAGUAGAGCAUCCUGAAAAAACGUUACCUUUGGCCAUAUGCAUCUCAAUGACAGUUGUCACCUUCUGCUAUGUGCUGACAAAUGUGGCCUAUUACACUGUAAUGACGGCGCAGGAGCUGCUGGACUCGGAUGCCGUCGCUGUGACUUUUGCAGAGAAGCUAUAUGACAACUUCUCGAUGGUAGUUCCAGUUCUUGUUUCACUCUCUUGCCUCGGGUCCAUGAACGGUGGCCUGUUUGCCAUCUCAAGGAUGUUUUACGUGGCGUCCCGAGAGGGUCAGCUCCCCGAGAUCCUCUCCAUGAUCCAUGUCCGAAGGCACACUCCUAUCCCUGCCGUCAUCAUCCUGUAUCCACUGACGAUACUAAUACUGUUCUUAGGAGACAUUUACAGCCUGCUGAACUUCAUGAGCUUCAUGCGUUGGCUUUUCAUAGGAAUUGCAGUGCUGGGCCUGAUUUACCUCCGAUUUACUCGGCCUGACAUGGAGCGCCCCUUCAAGGUGCCUUUGUUUAUCCCAGCUGUGUUCUCCUUCACUUGUUUCUUCAUGGUUUUCUUCUCUCUCUACUCGGACCCGUUCAACACCGGGAUCGGAUUUAUUAUCAGCAUGACUGGGAUCCCAGCCUACUACAUCUUCAUUGCAUAUGACAAAAAGCCAAAGUGGAUACUGAAACUGUCAGAUUCAAUAAACAGGUCUCUCCAAAUCAUUAUGGAAGUUGUCCCUUCAGAAUACUGACGGAUGUUUCCAUACACAAUGAGGAAUGCUGCGAAACUGGGGCUUACAAUAUUAUGGUGCUUUGUUUGCUACACAGAUGAUGACUGAAAGCCAUGACUGUACUCUAAUUUGUUCAACUAUACAAAGCUGCUUUUUAUAGAGGUCUGUUUUUACAUAAGUGUGUCACAACUUCGCUCAAAUUUUAUGAAGAAGUUGAAUGUUUAACAUGUCAAAGUGUUUGUUUUUAAAAUCAAAUUUUGAGUUAUUUGUUUAGUUAUUUGUUAUUUCUAGAGUUUGCGUUAUUAAACAUUUCAGUCAGAUAUUACAGACACUAGCAAAAUUACAGAAAAUAUAC